Messenger RNA from Elephantulus edwardii (Cape elephant shrew), 2154 nucleotides. It is a transcript of the gene TNS4, whose product is annotated as tensin 4. The record is from RefSeq and is a predicted model, not a curated record. The transcript has 12 exons. Gene Ontology annotation, molecular function: protein binding. The coding region runs from base 1 to 2154 and encodes 717 amino acids. Lineage: Eukaryota; Metazoa; Chordata; Mammalia; Macroscelidea; Macroscelididae.
AUGUCACAAGUCAUAUCCAGCUCCCUGCUGGGAGGAGCCCAUGCGGUGUGCCUGGCACCCCAUGAGGAACCCAGCCGAUCCCUGCAUCCAGCACCCAGCCCUAGCCUGCCUCCCCAGUGUCCUUACUAUACCACGGAAGGUUGGGGAGCCCAGACUCUGAUGGCCCUCACUCCCUGCAAGGGGCCCUCCAGCAGGCCCCAGGAGCCCCCACAGACCAGGGCCAAAGCUAGCUGCCUCCUGCCAUCCCCCAGUGAGCAGACCUCAGAGAUCCCUGAGGACCAAACCUCCUACGUUGACUUUUCCCUGGAGAGCCUCAACCAGAUGAUCUUGGAACUGGACCCCACUUUCCAGCUGCUUCCACCAGGGAUUUGUGUCCCCCAGGUUGAGCCUGCCCACAACACAACCUUGAGGAAAAAGGAGGAGCCUGAAGCUUUGGAUAUAAAGUACAUCGAGGUGACCUCCAGAUCCAGGUGCCAUGAGAGCCUCCAGCGCUGCUCCAGCUCAUCCAUCAACCCUCCCUUCGGCUCCCCCCGAAGUGGAGGCCUCCUUCUCUCCAGAGAAAUUCCCCGAGAGACUCGAAGCAGCAAUGAGAGCCUCAUCUUCUCCGGGAACCAGGACCUCAUCUUCUCCGGGAACCAGCACCCCAUUUCACCUUCUGGGGCUCUUUCUUCUCACCUCCCACUUUCUCCGAGCAUCUCUAUUCCAUGCACAGGGAGCAAAGUCUUGGGCUUUCACAGCUCAGGCUCCCCACUGGUGGCUUCUCCAGGCCCUGAGAAAAGGCCAGGGCACCUGACCCCUCAGCGGAACAGCAGAAUCUCUGUGCUGUCGGCCAGUCCGGGGUCUGAAGUCAGCUAUGUAUUUGGAAGUAACCCAUCCCUCCUCCACUCCAGCAUCUCCAGCCAUCAGUCAUCUUCUAGAUCCUUGGAGAGUCCAGCCAGCUCUGUUUCCAGCCUCCAGAGCCUUGGUCCAACAUCCUUGUGCACAAAGCCCAGUGAAUUCCACAUCCCAAGCCAUCGCACCCCAAGCAUGAGCCAACCCAGAGUGACUCACUCUCCACCACUGACCAAGGAACAUGCCAGUAGCUGCCCUCCAUCUGUCACCAACUCCAUGGUGGACAUACCUAUUGUGCUGAUCAAUGGCUGUCCAGAAGCAGGGUCUCCCCAACCCCAGCAGACCUCGGAACACCAGAGCUUCGUCCGACCUGGGGCUGCUACUUCCAGCAACCCCUGUCCAGCCACAGGGAACCACAGCCAGAAUCUGCCAGAUACCUCCAUUAUCACAUCCCUGGAGGGUUCCUCCAAGGACAUGCAGCCCACCAUGAAGUUUGUGAUGGACACAUCAAAGUACUGGUUUAAGCCAAGUAUCACCCGAGAGCAAGCAAUUGAGCUGCUGAGGAAGGAAGAGCCGGGGACUUUUGUCGUGAGGGACAGUUCUUCAUACCGAGGCUCCUUUGGCCUUGCUCUGAAGGUGCAAGAAGUCCCUGCAUCUGCUCAGACCCGACCAGGCGAGGACAGUUGUGACCUUAUCCGACACUUCCUCAUCGAGUCUUCCGCCAAAGGGGUUCAUCUGAAAGGAGCGGAUGAGGAGCCCUACUUUGGCAGCCUCUCCGCCUUUGUGUGCCAGCACUCCAUCAUGGCCCUGGCCCUGCCCUGCAAACUCACCAUCCCGCGGAAAGAACUGGGAGGCGGUGAUGGGGCCCUCAACCCCUGUGCUGACAGCCCAGCCCCCUGCCUGAAGAAAUCUGCGGGCUGCCACGUCCUGUACUUGACCUCCGUGAGUGUGGAGACCCUGACUGGUGCCAAGGCUGUGCAGAAGGCCAUCUCGACCACCUUUGAGAGGGAUGUCCUCCCCACACCCACAGUGGUCCACUUCAAAGUCACUGAGCAGGGCAUCACCCUGACCGAUGUCCAGAGGAAGGUGUUUUUCCGGCGCCAUUAUCCCCUCGCCACCCUCCGCUUCUGUGGCCUGGACCCCGAGCAAAGGAAGUGGCAGAAAUACUGCAAGCCCUCCUGGAUCUUUGGGUUUGUGGCCAAGAGCCAGACAGAGCCCCAGGAGAACGUGUGUCACGUCUUCGUGGAGCAUGACACCGCCCAGCCAGCCACGCAGGUCAUCGACCUGGUGGGCGCCCUGCUGCAAGACGCAGAAAGGAUGUAG